Pipra filicauda (Wire-tailed manakin) is the source of this 3010-nucleotide messenger RNA. RefSeq names its product family with sequence similarity 117 member A (gene FAM117A). The coding region runs from base 772 to 2250 and encodes 492 amino acids. The transcript has 9 exons. Lineage: Eukaryota; Metazoa; Chordata; Aves; Passeriformes; Pipridae. The record is from RefSeq and is a predicted model, not a curated record.
CGGGAGGCGGGCGCAGGGGGCUCAAGGCCGCUAUUUUCCCCCCAGUUUUGUGCCCGUGAGAGGCAGCGGAGGGGUCGGGGAAGGGUAGAAAGCUGCGGGCCAAGCUCGUCGGUACCCCCCACCAGCCGCCUCCCCCGCUCCCCGGCCGCGCUCACCUUCCUGCGCUGCAUCCUGGGCGGGGGCAGUGAGCUCGCCUGGUCCCCGGCGCCCGCGGCCCGCGAGGCGGCGGUGGCCGCCGCCGUGUUAGCGCUCGCGGGCUCCGUGGUGACAGCCGUGUCUCCCGCCCUGCGGCACGUCUGCUCCGGCGGCGCCAGCCCCGCUCCCGCCGCUUCCAGCUGCCGUUCCCUGCUCGGUCCCUCACGUUUCCGCCGGGACGCGGCCCACACCCCUCGUCACGUGACCGCGAGCCAUCUUGGAGCCGGGCAAAGCAUCACCGUGACGCCGCCGGCAGUGAAGCCGCGCGCCGCCAUCUUUGAUCCGGGCCGGGCGCUCUUGGCGCGGGGCGCUGUGGCGGCGGCCAUUUUGAGUGUGUCCAGCCUGCUGUGAAAUGCUGAAGGGCAAGCCUGGAGAAGGGAUGAAAUCCCUCAGCUCUUAUCCCAGCAGGGAGGAACUGGGGAGCAGUUGGUGUGGUGCCAUCUCAGCCCAGCUCUGGGGGAUUGAGUUACCCAAAGGUUGGGAUGAAGCUGGAGAGCUGGAAAUAACCAGAUGUGAAGAUCCAGGGUAGCUGCUGCUUUCACUUCCCCAUCUUCAGAAGCCAGUGUUCCCUGUGCCAUGGCCCUGGAGCAGCCGGGCCGUUCCCGCCGGACCUGCUCCCUGGACCCCCUCCUGGGCUCGUACCUGCUGGGACAGUGGCCCCGGGACAGGGACACCCCCCCCUGCACCAGGGACAAAGCCACCCAGCCCUGUGAUUGUCCUCAGCCCUGUGAUUGUCCUCAGCCCUGUGAGUGUCCUGAGCCCUGUUUCUCGCCCCAGACCCCGCAGUCGUGGCCCGAGGCGGCGGCAGGGCCGGGCAGUGCCAGGGGCGGCUCCGAGCACCGGCGGGAGAUUGCCAAGCUGAAGCAGCAGCUCCAGCGCACAAAGCUCAGCGGCAGGAAUGGGAAGGAGAGGGAGAAGAGCUGCCCAUUCCCAGGGGAUCACACGCUCCGUGGAUCACUCCAGGACUCUCCCUCGGGCUUCCCUUCUCCAUGUCCCGUCCUGAGGCUCAGCCCCUGCCUGCACAGGAGCCUGGAAGGGCUGAACCAGGAGCUGGAGGAGGUGUUUGUGAGGGAACAGGGAGAUGAGGAGCUGCUGAGGAUCCUGGAUGUCCCAGACGGGCACAGGGCGCCGGCGCCCGCCCAGCCAGACCCCCUGGACACCCCCCUGGACACCCCCCUGGCCCUGGAGCCGGGAAGUGGCAGCUGGAACAGCCUCUCCCUGUCCCCCUCCCCAUCCCUGCAGAGCCCGGGAAGGCCCUCGGAGGCACAGCCGGAGCCAAAGGAGAAAGCUGCUCCAGCCCAUCCCAGCCUUUCCAGCCUUCCUGCCCGGACAAGAACAAGGUUCACUUCACCCCCUCAGGCUCCGCCUUCUGCCCCGUUCGCCUGGUGCAGCCGCUCUUCCCGAAUGUGGGAUUCCUCUUCCGGGGCUUCCCGGCUCCCCCUGGCCCUGGCACGGGCCCCUUCCCCUCCUGCCAGCCCCCCCCGGCCCCCUCGGCUCCCGCCCGGAAUUGCGAGCCCUGGAAGCGCGGCCAGGCCGAGGAGGGCGUCGUGUUCCAGAGCUCCCUCGUGGCGUGAAUCCCUUGGGAAGGGCGGCACCGGCACCUCCGGCUCCUCAGUGCCCUGGAGGUGGGAUGUGGCAGCCCCUGGGAUCGGGAAUGGGGGCAGAAUUCCCCCCAGGAUGGCAGAGACUGGGAAGGACAACGUGCCGUGGAUCCCUCGCUGCCGGGGGGCUCGUUCCUGGAGCCUCCCCAGUCCAAAGCACUUUCCCGGGUUGGAUUGUCCUUGUUCCCUGGGGGAAGAGCAGAGGCAAAUCCCUGCUCCUCUGGGAAUGAGGGGGAGCUGGGAAGACUCAGGUGGGGCUUCCCAGCACCUCCUGUCCCUGCUGGGACUGGGGAGAAGGGGCUGGAGCUGCCUUUGGAAGUGCCAGGCUGGAAUUGUCCCUGCACAGCUCUGGUCUCUCAGGGAGGGCGGGAGAGCAGCAGAUUCCUGGCUGUGCCUCCCCUUCCCUGCUCCAAACCUGGAGCCUCCAUGGAUCUCCUGGACUUUGUGUGGCUGAGGGUGACGUUGAGCUGCUCUCCCUGUCUUCCCUGCCCUUCCAGGAGCCUGGUGCUGCAGGGAGAGGGCAUGGAAGUGGGACCUGGCAGCACACACAGAUCCUGCUGCUUCCCAAAGAAACUUCCUGAGCCAAGAGCCUGGAUGGGGCUGGGGGUGAAGAGAGGUCCAGGACCCUCAGCCUCAUCCAGGGGGAUCCAGGACUCUUGGCCUUAUCCAGGGGGGUUCUGGGACCCUCAGCCCCAUUUGAGGGGAUUCCAGAACCUUUGGCCUCAUCCAGGGGGAUCCAGAACCCUUGGCCUUAUCCAGAGGGAUCUGGGACCCUCAGCCUCGUCCAGGAGAGGUCUGGGACCCUCAGCCUUAUCCAGGGGUGUUCCAAGACCUUUGGCCUCAUCCAGGGGGAUCCAGGACCCUCGGCCUCCCCAGGGCUGGACUCUGUGCAGGAUCAGGAGCCACAUCCAGCAGCUCCACCCUGUGAUGCCUUUGGAGUUCCCUCACACAGAGCAGGGACUGUGGAGCCUCUUCCCAGCAGGAGCUGGGACCUGUGUCCUGUUCCAGGGGCUCUGGGAUGUUUUGGAGCUGCUGCUUUUCUCGUUCCUGGUGUAGAAACUCUUUUAUUUUCUUCCAAAGACACUUAUUUUUGCAGCCAUUUGAGGUUUGUGUUUUACAUCCUGUGAAGAGGAACCUUCCCCCUGCAGCUCCUGCCUGGUGGUCACAGGGGGGGGUUUGGGGGGUUAUUUUUUGCAAAUGCUGGGAAUGCUGGU